This is a messenger RNA of Puntigrus tetrazona (Sumatra barb), 4697 nucleotides long. It is a transcript of the gene mcama, whose product is annotated as melanoma cell adhesion molecule a. The coding region runs from base 63 to 1967 and encodes 634 amino acids. Gene Ontology annotation, biological process: angiogenesis. NCBI's taxonomy places the organism in Eukaryota, Metazoa, Chordata, Actinopteri, Cypriniformes, Cyprinidae. The record is from RefSeq and is a predicted model, not a curated record. The transcript is spliced from 16 exons. Gene Ontology annotation, cellular component: plasma membrane.
CCUCCCUCUCUCGCGCUCCUCCUGGCCAAAACCGCCGCGCUCCUCUCGCGCGCUUCAUUCAGAUGGAUAACUUCAGGAACAUGGCUCUUCCAAACACUUCACUUUUACUGUCUCUUCUUCAAAUGUGCGCUCUUGCCUGGCAAGCUUGGGCGCUAGUGGAUCUGAGGAUGGAGGACACUGUAGAGGUUUACAUGGACGAGUCCGCAGAAAUCCCCUGCCUGUAUACCUUCACCGAGCAGCCCAUGAUGGUCAUGGUCCAGUGGUUUGUGCGGGAACGCGAUGGUCAUCGGGUCCGAAUCUCGUUCAGCGAUCUGACCAUGCAGAAGGUGGAUGAGAACACGACCUACAGCGAUCGUAUCAGUGUGCGAUCAAACAGUGACGGAGAAACUCUGACCGUUCAGGACGUUAAGCUGUCUGAUGAAAGAGAGUUUUUCUGUCAGGUCAGUGGAUUGUCAGCGGGCAGUGAGGAGGGCAAGACUCUCUUGAAGGUUUUUGACCCCCCAGAGCCUCCCGUCAUUGAAGGUGUCCUCUCCGGAGUCUCUGUGUCCGGUGACUCCCCAGCUAAGAUUGCAUCCUGUGAGACCAGAGAAGGCUUUCCCAAGCCAAACAUCACAUGGUACCGUGAUCACAUCCCCAUCCACCCCACUAAUGGCUUGGUGAACAUGGUAACGCUACUGUCGAGGGAAUCCAGUGGUCUAUAUACAGUGCAGAGUGAGUUGCAUUAUAAGGUGACCAAGGAAGACAAAGAUGCCCACUUUUCCUGUGAAGUUAGCUAUUUUGUCCCAGGAGCCGUCAGGACAUCAGAGUCCAAAGGCAUCAAUAUCACAGUUCACUACCCCACGACCAGUGUGGAGAUAUGGAAAGAAUCGCCCGAGGACUUGGUCAAAGAGGGGGACACAGUGGAGCUCCGUUGUCAAGGCGAUGGGAACCCCCCAGCUCCCAUCAUUUUUAACCGAGAACAAUCAGACGUGGAGCUGGAUUCUUAUCAGGGGCUGCUGGUUUUGAAGGAAGUGUCUCGGGCAGAUAGCGGUGCGUAUGAAUGCCACUCUCUGGACUUGGACGACGUCGACCACGAUGAGGUUGUGGACACCCUACAGCUCAGUGUGCACUAUCUGGACCCAGCUGUGGUGGUGCCCAAAGACUCGGAGGUCAUGCUGAAGGGAGAGAGUCUGACAGCCACCUGCAAUGCCCUGUCGUCUUUAGAGACCUCGACUGUGUGGUUUAAGGAUGGGACCGAGGUCGGGAGAGGACACGUAAUGCAGCUGCAGGACGCCACGUUCGACACAGCUGGACAGUACGACUGUGAGGUGACUGUACCGUCUCUGCCGGGCCUGCUGACCAGCGGUUCUGUCCACAUCAUCGUACAGGGCGGGCCUCAGAUGAAGGACGCGGAGAGGGAGAUUGAGCUGACGGAGAAAGUGGGGGGUUGGGUGAAUUUGAGCUGUGAGGUGAGAGGUUACCCCAGACCCACCAUCACCUGGAGCAUCACUGGCAGUCAGUCUCAGAGCUGGCGUGAGGUUGUUAAAAGAGAGACGGAGGAUCAAGUCUACAGCGUUGUGAUGCUUAAAGUCACCACGGACACUGUUGCUGUCUGCAAUUCAACAAACGACUUUGGAAUGGAGACCAAGACUUACAGCAUCAGGAGCAUUCCGUUCUCCCAGACUCCAACAGCUAGAAAAACUUCAGUCGAUAACAGUGGAGUGAUUAUUGUGGUGAUUAUCGUCAGCAUCCUGUUGCUGGCCAUCCUGGGCAGUGUCUUCUACUUCCUGUAUAAAAAGGGCAAGUUGCCCUGUGGACGGUCGGGCAAGCAAGACAUCAUUAAUGUCUACAGCACCAAGGAGAAGACUAACAAAGAUGACAUCGUCGUAGAGAUGAAGGCAAAAAAGACAGAAGAGUCUGUGCUACUGAAGGGCGUCAACGGAGAACAGAAACCUCCCAAUGACCAAAACAGCACCCUUAGCUCAUAAGCGGAGACCCGUGGGCGACUAAAGAUGGCGUCUGUACCUCCCUGCUGACCCAACAAUCAAAGUCUUACGAGCUGGAGGACCUCUUGUGGUGCAGCCACCUCCUCUGGAUAAAGUGGACUGUACUUUUGUAUCUCGUGCGCGAGCAGCAGUAUUCAUGCUUGGAUAAAUGGGACGUAAGCGAUAAAGGAAGAUUGUCCUCUAUUUUCUACUGUUCUUUGUUUGUUUUCUUCAACCAUCGACCAAUUUCAAGACCACGAGCUUCAUCAUUUAAACACAAGCAAAAUACAUUUCUGAGUAAAAGCAUUCUUACACACGGUCUGUAUCUAACGUGAGCGCCACGUUGCAUUAAAAUCGGUUGAUAUAUUUUUGUAGAAAUAACCUGGAAACAUCCAGUCAUUCUCAAGUGAACUUUUUUUUUCAUGUGUUUUAGGAUAAUUGUCUGAAACAAGGUCUGUGUUUGAUACGAGCCCAGGAUAUUUUCAGUUUAUUCUAUCACAUGAAAUACAGUAAUACAAAACUCAUUGGAAAAAUCCCUUCUGGUUUUCGUCAAGAAAACCAUAGCGAUGCUUACGCCUGGGUUUGACUACAAAAAUGUCAAGAUGCUGCAACAAUAAUUAAAAGAUUAGUUUACUUUUACUCAUUUACUCAACGGUAUGUUCAAGAUAUCAAUUUCUUUCUUUCUUCAGUCAUAAAGAAAUGAAGUUUUUUUUAAGAAAACAGUCCAGGAUUUUUCUCCAUAUAGUGGACUUCAAUGGGAACCGAUGGAUUGAAUGACUCUUCAAAGGGCUCUAGACAAAAUACGAAAUAAGUGUAUUUUCUAGCAAAGCUAUUAAAUAUACAAAUAAACAUUUAUACACUCUUUAACCACAACUUUAACCGCUGGUUCAGCCUUAAGCAUUGCAUGAUCACUUUGGAAAUCUAAUGCGUGGUAAGUUCCUCGUCUGUGUAUUUUGUGACUAAAACGUUAGAGUAGGAUAAAAAACCUUUUUUAUUAAUACGACAUUGUUGUUUUAUUCUUUUAUAUGAAAAAGGAGGUGUCGAACUAGUGCAAGACGAGCAUUUGUGGUUAAAAAAGUGUAUAAUUUCUAUUGUUUUAUAUAAUUAAUAGCCUAAAAAGCCCCUAAUUUCUCAGCUGGGAUCAUGUAGAGACCCUCGAAGCUGCACUGAAGAUCUAAAUUUCAGUUUCAAUCUGUUGAUCUCCACUGGAGAAAAAAUCCAUGUUUUUCUCAAAAACCUUAAAUUCAUUUCAACUGAAGAAAGAAAGACAUGAACAUUAAAUGAUUAAAUUAUCAGAAUUUUUUGUUCUGAAAGUGAACUAAUCCUUUAAUGCACUAAUUUAAAGAUAAAAAUGGUUUUACUAAUGAAUUUAUUUUGCUUGUUUUACAAAUGAAGCUCGGUGUCCUUUUUAGACCACAAAAAUGUAUAUAUUAUAAAUAUGUUUCGCGUACCUUAUUCGUUCCAGUUGUGCUUUUCUAAGCUCUGUUCAGAAAACAUUGGGGGUUGUUUUGGAACUUUUUUUUUUUUUUUUUUUUUUUUUUUUUCAAAAAGUUCGUUUGUUUCAUAUGUACAGAACAGUCGGUCUUCUCCUCAUUUCCCAGUAUCUCUCAAUGGACCAAAUAAUAAAUGCAAGUUCGGUUUCAAAGGAUGUUAAUCGAAAACCCAGCAUAAAGACGUGGAGAAUAACAGAUGUGAAGGCUUUAUAAACACACAGCCCAUGGCGAUAUUAAGGAACCCCGUCUAACUUGAAUAAACGGAUAAACAUGACCCCUGGAUUCAGUCAGUGAUACUGAGCUGACACUCAAACUACUGCAGAGCUCAUGUACUGUUUGUAAAUAGUCGUAGGGAAGGAAAUUGUAGCUCUUUGUGUUUUGACUGCUGAGGGGAAUUGCAGCUCCCUCUGUUUCUGCCUCAACUGCAGUGCCUGCAAAAAUGUGUCUUCAUUUCAUAUCAACGUUAGUUACACUGAAACCGUUGCGUUGUCUCGUUUGUUGCGCGCACGUCUUUGUAUCUGGUGAAGGGAAGGUUUUGUCGUGAAUAAUAACACUUUUUUUAUAAAGAGAAGCAGUACAUUUAAAAAAACGUAUGGCUCUUUUACCUUUUUUUCACUUUUGUUGCUUUUUCAGAUUUUGAGAGCUGCCGUUCGUGUGACUUUUUCUUUUGUUUCUGAACGUGGCUUGGGCUUAGUUAAAGACGUGACACGUGUCGCCUACAUGGACGCUCGAGGAAGCCGAAUAGGAAUAACUUCAGGGCUGUUAUUAACCACGUUAAACCACACUCGGACCGAUUCGUAUUUGAUUGUAGUUGUGAUCGUGCAUUUUUGAAGUUGUGAUUAAAUUCCAAAACGUAGGCAGGUUUUGUUCAGCUCUUCCUCUGUAAGUCGUGUUCGCUUCGCGGCCUUUGCGUUCAUCGAAGUAUAAGAGAAACACGGGCACCUUUAUUUGUGGUAUAAUGAACUUCUUUUGUCUAAAUGUUAGCGUGAGCCACCUGAGACUGUCAGAACACUGUCGAGCCGCUGCAUACACUGGCACCUUUUCCCUGCCUGUCCUCGUGGGCUAAUCAUGUUGUAAUGGCGCAAACUAUCAUUCUCAUUGUAGAUUGUUCGCAAACACAGUUACGCAGUGUUUUAUGUUUGAUUUCACUUAUGGAUGUAAAUUAAGUACUUGUGGUAUGCGUUUGAUGCUUGCAUUUUUAUAUCAUUUUUGGCCAAAAAAUAAAGAUACGUUACGUUCA